This is a messenger RNA of Rhizopus microsporus ATCC 52813, 747 nucleotides long. RefSeq names its product enolase-phosphatase E1-like protein. The coding region runs from base 1 to 747 and encodes 248 amino acids. Lineage: Eukaryota; Fungi; Mucoromycota; Mucoromycetes; Mucorales; Rhizopodaceae. The transcript has 5 exons. The record is from RefSeq and is a predicted model, not a curated record. Gene Ontology annotation, molecular function: magnesium ion binding; acireductone synthase activity.
AUGUCAAACUACGAUACAGUUGUCCUUGACAUUGAAGGAACUAUUACACCCAUUACCUUUGUUCAUGAAACCUUGUUUCCCUAUGUUACAAGUGGUUUGAAGGCAUUCCUUGAUCGCGUUUGGGAUUCACCAGAAUUAAAGGAUCAAAUUGAAUUACUUCGAAAACAGGCAAAACAAGAUGUUGAUAACAAAAUUCCUGAAGCAAACCUGAUUCCUACUGAAGCAGAAGCUUCACCUGAGGAAAUCAAAUCAAGUGUUAUCAAGAACAUCAACUGGCAAAUGAAGGCAGAUCGCAAGAUUGGUGCUUUAAAAUCCUUUCAAGGUUACAUGUGGAAAGAAGGAUAUGAGUCUGGAGAGCUCCGUGGCGUGAUAUACGACGAUGUUUUACCAAGAUUAGAUCAAUGGAUUGCUGAGGGCAAAAAGAUUUACAUUUAUUCAUCCGGAAGCGUCCCUGCUCAAAAGCUUCUUGUCGGAUUCUCGACCAAGGGAGACUUGUCAAAAUACUUUUCUGGAUACUUUGAUACAAAAAUUGGCUUAAAGAUUGAACCUGAAUCUUAUAAAAAGAUUGCUCAGGAAAUCAACAAGGAAUGCUCAUCCAUUCUAUUCGUUUCUGACAAUAUCAAAGAGAUUGUUGCCGCUAGUGAAGUUGGUUAUCAAGUCGUGAUCUCAGAUCGCCCAGGCAAUGCCCCACUUGGAGAUGAAAGUAAAGCAUUCAAGAUUAUCACUUCAUUUGAUCAAAUAAACUAG